CUGGGGAAAUCCCAUGAUGACAUAGUGAGAUCGCUCCCAAAAGAUGAAGAUGCCCCCGAGCUAGAGUCACGACUUCAAUUCCAUAAGCAAUUUAUGAUAGGAGCGCAAAGUAACAGAGCGGGGUUAGGAUCAAAUAGGAAAGUCCAAGAUGCGGAUAUAUUGAAGUCUUUUAUUCGACAAGACGAGAAUGAUAAAUAUAAGAUCCAUGCAAUGAAUUUAGAAAUGCAGAACGAGUGGUUAGACAUAGGAGAUUUUUGCAUCCCAUUAGGAUUAAAAUGGCGCACUUUAAUUUAUGAUUGGUCGCCAGCAUUGCUAAAAUUCUAUCUCAAUGCGUUCCAGAUGACUCUCCCAGAUCAGAGUAAUUUAGUAAGAUGGGGUAAAAGUACCGAAAAAACUUGCUAUAUCUGUGGAAAGGCAGUUGGAACUGCUAAGCAUCUGCUGGUGGGAUGUAAGGUACUCCUGGACAGCGGUCAAUACUCGCGUCGUCACGAUAGGGUUCUAGAAGUCAUACGUGAAGCGGUUAGUCUUUCGGUAGCCAGAGCGCAAAAGGGAAUAACCACAAACGAACGAUCAGUAGGUUUUGUGAGAGAAGGCUCUAGGGCUACAAAAUCAAACGUCAAGCCUUACUCCAUCCUUAAAGCGGCGUCGGAUUGGACUAUAAUGAUGGACACGUAUGAAAAACAAUAUAAAAUCCCCGAGGAUAUUUGUGCGUCGGCCUCCAGACCGGAUAUAUUUUUGUUUUCGCGAAUUUUAAAGCGCGUAGUGAUGAUAGAGCUUACGGUCCCUUGGGAAACCAACAUCCCCAAAGACCAUACCAUCAAGGUCAACAAAUAUUACGAGCUCACAAACGAACUCACUCGAAAUAGGUUCGUAGUAGAUUUGUACGCGGUAGAGGUGGGAGCGAGAGGUAUAACAGCGAAAUCUCUCUAUAACCUACUAAAGGACUUGGGCUUGUCCAGAACUCACAUUAAUGCAUUCUUGGAACGUACAUCGAAGGCAGCCCUAGUAGGUUCUUUUCAAAUUUGGUUAGGUAGGGAGAGGAGCUUGGACAGUGGAGGUGAGCGUAUAACGCGCCAAGCCCAACCCGGUAUACAUAAAGCUAAAAGUCCGAAGAAGAAAAAUACCCCUGGGACAGUCCGAGAGGGGGGGCGGAAGAACUGUCCACCGGUCGAUUUUAACGGCGAAAACGGCGCGAAUACGGACUUGAAAUGCUCUACGUGCGGGAAAAACUACAAGAGACGAGCCUGGUACAUUAAACAUCUAAAAACACAUAAUGGGGUUGAAGCACGACAAUCGUCGGUAAGAUCUACAACAUUCACUUCGGAUAGAGUUGACCCUCAUGUAUCCCAUGGUGAACCAUUAACUGGAAACCACCAGGAGUCCAUUAACAUCAGGACACGUCUUAGCAUUCCUAAUCUAAAACAAUCGACUUGGAAAGUGCAUGACGACAACUUAGCGGUCCUGUUAGAGCAUCCGGGCUCGAAGCAGGAAUUGAACUCGCAGGUAGAAACUUUCCAAAAUACCGUUUAUGACUACUUUAGCGAGCAAUAUCCACCACGUAAUCGUUAUGCUCGCAAAAAUAAUGACAAUUCGUUCAAAUUAAAAAUGCGGAAGAAAAAACGGGAAUUAAUAAAAAAUCUACGUAUAGCCAAAGCUCUAGGCGACAAUCACCUUAGUCAUCAACUAGCUAGGGCGUUAAGGUCAAUCCUUAAAUUAAUCCAGGGAAUAUCGGCGCAAACUGCAGAAUAUCGCGAUAAUUUUGACCGGGCAAAACAAGAAGUAGAUUUCGAUAAAAACCCUUUUGAGUAUUCGAAAACCAUUUUUAAGAAAGAACGCGGACAGCUUCUCUUGACCAACGAUCAAAUUUACGACCAUUUUAAGAGCACAUACGAAGUGCCUAAAAGUUUAAGACGGUAUAGGGAUCCAAACGAUCAAAAACCUGAAUUUCCUCGAAUCGAAUUCCACGGCAUUCCACCAACGCUAGAGGAACUAAGUAGUCAGAUCAAGAGGAAGUCGUCUAAAUCUGCACCGGGACCCGAUGGUAUCCCAUAUAUAGUCUUUAAAAAAUGUGCAUCGGUUCGUAAACACCUCCUAAAUAUAUACGGUAAAAUCUGGUCAAGGAAGCAAAUCCCGGAGUGCUUCGGGAAAGCAAUUUUUGUCCUCAUUCCCAAAAAAGAUCGAGUUACUGAUCCGAAAGAUACUAGACCGAUAGCUUUAACAAAUACUAUAUCGAAAAUCUUUUUCUCGGUUCUACAAACGAGAAUGACGCGAUUCAUGCUCAGCAACAACUAUUUUAGGCCAAAUCACCAGAAAGGGUUUUUACCCGGGAUUUCUGGAUGCUUAGAACACAACACCUUGCUGUCGGAGAGUUUAAAAGAUGCUAGAAAAAGCGAGCGGCAAAUCACUGUUUGUUGGAUAGACUUGGAGAACGCGUUCGGGUCGAUACAACACGAAUUGAUGCUAUUCGCGCUUAGAUGGUACAACUUUCCACCCCUAGUUAGAGAUAUGAUCGCGUCGUAUUACUCAAAAUUAAGGUUUUCUAUAAUAACUAAAGAAGGCCCUUCAAAAAGUUUGAGUUAUAAUGUAGGACUGUUUCAAGGUUGUUGUCUAUCUCCAAUUGCGUUUAAUAUCGUAAUUAACAUCUUAGUAGACAAAUUAAUCUGUAACGAGAAAAAAUGGGGUUAUCGGUUUAAGUUUAAUAAUAAAUACACGGAAUCCAUUUUAGCCUUCGCUGACGAUCUCGCAAUACUGACACGUAACCCCAAACACUGUCAGGUACUAUUGGAUGAAGUGGAUAAAUUCUGUGAGUGGACGGAUGGAUUGAGGACAAAACCCAGUAAAUGUCACUGUCUGUGUCUUGGUAGGCGGAAUACAAGAUACACCUCAUACGAUCCGGGACUAUCGUUAGGCGGUCAAUGCAUUUCUACGGUUACGGAAAAUGCACCAUUUAAAUUUCUCGGUCGUAAGAUAGAUAAUAUAGGCCGUACUCCAUCUUUAGAAGGAAUAGUAGAUAGCUUUUUGAACGAUCUUAACAAGUUAGAUGCAGGCGUCAUAAAGAUGUUGAAGUUGUGGCUUGGGCUCGCUCUAACGGCUGAUUCAUCGGCGUUAUUUAGGGGAAGCAAUAGUUUUGGGAUGAGUCUAAAAAGGCCAUCGGAGCUCUAUAAACACCUAAGAGUUUCCAAGAGAUAUAUCCUGGGGAAAUCCCAUGAUGACAUAGUGAGAUCGCUCCCAAAAGAUGAAGAUGCCCCCGAAAUGAUAAAUAUAAGAUCCAUGCAAUGA
Messenger RNA from Danaus chrysippus (African queen), 3279 nucleotides. NCBI's taxonomy places the organism in Eukaryota, Metazoa, Arthropoda, Insecta, Lepidoptera, Nymphalidae. The record is from the annotation of a GenBank genome assembly.